Durusdinium trenchii is the source of this 585-nucleotide messenger RNA. Lineage: Eukaryota; Dinophyceae; Suessiales; Symbiodiniaceae. The record is from the annotation of a GenBank genome assembly.
AUGGGGGCCUUGCGAGCCAAGCAGGCAGAGUGUGUUCUACUUUGCAUGUUUUCUUUGCCUCCACGGCGUGUUCCAGCGUGCGAGGCCGAGCACUCCGGCGCUGGUUGGCAGGUUUCUGGAGAUGUGCCACGGGCACCGAUGCGGGGCGUGCGGCGAGUCAUGGCCGAGGCAGAGAUAUCAGACUCGGACUCAGACAAAGAGGAGGGCUUUCCGGACUACUACAAUGAUGAAGAGCAAGAAAGUGAUGAUGAAAAGCAAGGCAAGAGAUUCAGCCUGCAAUUUGAGCGGGUGGUUCCAGAUUCAGCCUACUCCGUGAGUGCGGAAGAUGGUGUGCUGAUGGAUCCCACAUCACCUGAAAGAACUGAGAUAGAAGAGGCCUUUGCUGAACGCUGGUGGUCAGACUUGCGUCGCCGUUUCUUCAGGCACAAUCAUCGGGCCUACGCAAUUGUGGACGGGCAGUGGCAACGGGUUCCAGAUCCCAAAGGCCCACACUACAAGCCUCGCAAACGCUACCGCCCGCGUGCACACCAGCGAGAAGCUUUAUUGAAGCGGAAGAUGCGUGCAAGCGGACAAAGCACUGGCUAA